Messenger RNA from Parnassius mnemosyne (clouded apollo), 1122 nucleotides. Lineage: Eukaryota; Metazoa; Arthropoda; Insecta; Lepidoptera; Papilionidae. The record is from the annotation of a GenBank genome assembly.
AUGUCCAAAUGGCAAUCUGAGCGAAGCAUUCAUGAAAUGCUAAAAGAUACGCCGCCGUUGCGUGAAUCUAGUGAUUCUAUCACGUCUGGAACGGAAGCUAAAUUCCCCACUUCACGAUCUAUGCCAUUCCCUCCAGCUUAUGCACCUCCGGAUGUGUCCCAGAAUGGUGCAGCAGGAACAAGCACACUUUUACGUUCAGGCUCUACUAAACUAGAGUCAUUAAAGAACUGGGGAGUUUCAACAUAUAAAUGUACGAAACAACUACUAUAUGAAAAACUUGGCAAGAGUUCUAGAACAGUUGAUACAGAGCUGGAGGUGAAGAUUGAAGCGCUGCGGGAGACACAGCGCAGGUACAACGGGGUGCUGCGAUUGACCACAGCCUUGGCUGCACAAAUGACUGCAGCCUCCCACACACAGCGCGCUCUCGCCGAUGCCUUUGCAGAUCUCGCUCAGAAAUCACCCGAACUGCAGAACCAGUUCUUAUACAACGCGGACACGCAGCGCUCCUUGACACGCAACGGAGAUAUUUUGCUUGCAGCGUUGCAUUUCUUCAACAACUCACUAAACACGCUCACAAACAAGACCAUCGAGGACACUCUUCUUACUAUACGCCAGUACGAAGCUGCAAGGGUGGAGUACGACGCGUACCGCAGCGAGCUGGAGGCGAGCGGCGGCAGCCCGGGCGAGCUGCUGCUGGCCAGCAUCGAGCGCCACCGCCGCCACUACGAGCGCCUGCGCGACGACUCCGCCGUCAAGCUGCAGCUGUUGCACGAGAACCGGGUGAAGGUUAUGAACAAGCAGCUACUGCUAUUCCACAACGCGGUAUCCGCGUACUUCAGUGGCAACAACGUGGCGUUAGAAGCUGCCGUACGCCACUUCAGUGUGCCCGCCCCGCCCCUCGCUACGUCACACGCCCCGCCCCUCGCUACGUCACACGCCCCGCCCCUCGCUACGUCACACGCUCCGCCCCACGCUAUAUCACACGCGACGCCUAAUGCUACGUCACUCCCUACGCCUCACGCUACGUCACACGCUACGCCGCAUGCUACGUCCCACGCUACGUCGCAUGCUACGUCCCACGCUACACCGCACGCUCCACCGCUCUCCACGCCACCCUCAUAG